Molecule: messenger RNA, 2454 nt
Organism: Spinacia oleracea (spinach)
Lineage: Eukaryota; Viridiplantae; Streptophyta; Magnoliopsida; Caryophyllales; Amaranthaceae
Product: protein FAR1-RELATED SEQUENCE 5-like
Exons: 3
Coding region: 1-2454 (817 amino acids)
Molecular function (GO): zinc ion binding
Source: RefSeq, a predicted model, not a curated record
AUGGAAGGACUAGACCUUAAUGAAACUGUAACAAUUGAAGAUUGUAUUGUGGAUACUGGUGCAACUGAAACGAACUCCAAUCCCCCUACCGAAGGCAUGUGCUUUUUAACGGGUCAAGAAUUUUUCGAUUUUUGUAAUAUGUAUGCGUUUAAGGAAGGUUUUGAGAUGUUUAUGAAAAGUAAUACUUUGAAACAAGAGUAUAAGGCUAUAGGAGUGAAUAGGAAAGGUGUUGGAGAGCUUGAGCCAAAGCCUCACAUGAUGGAAUUCAUUAGAUUAAAAUGUAAGAAGGGAGGCACGAACGUUGGGUCCAAUGUAACUGGUUGUAAAAUGUUCAUUUAUGGUAAAAAUAAGGAUGAUAAGUUGAAACACAACCAUGCUCUAAAUCCAGAUUGUAGUAGAAUGAUGGUUAACUAUAGGAAUAUUGAUAGUACGACGUUUAAAAGAGCGAUGAUUAAUGACAUUGGUGGUGUUAGCAUUACCAAAAACUAUGGUACCCAAUUGAUUGAAAAGGGUGGGUUUGACAAUAUCGCAUUCAACCAGAGGGACCUUAGAAAUGCGAUAAGUGUUGAACGUCGUAAGUCUAGGUUUAAGGAUUCUGAUGCAGCUGGAUUAGAUCAAUAUUUUAAGGCGCAACGGGAAUUGAAUUCUGAGUUUUAUUGCUCCAUCCAAAAAGAUGAUGAUGGUGUAUUUACAAACGCAUUUUGGUCCGAUGCGCGAAGUAGAGGGACAUGCAAGUAUUUUGGAGAUGUAAUCACAUUCGAUACAACAUUUUCAUGCAACAGGUUCCGUAUGCCUUUUGCACCAUUUAUUGGUGUAAACCACCAUGGGAAGUCAAUUAUAUUUGCAGCAGCACUUAUAUCCAACGAAGAUGCGCCAACAUUUGUUUGGGUGUUCGAAGAGUUCAUGAAGUGUAUGGGUAAGGCUCCUACGGGCAUCCUAACGGACCAAGACAGGGCAAUAGGUAAAGCAAUUAAGCAAGUCUUCCCUGGCGUGCCACACAGACUAUGUCUAUGGCACAUGCUCCAAAAUGCUACGAAAGCGCUUGGUAGCCGUAAGGACUGGCCGAAGAUUGAUACCCUAAUACGUACUGCAAUACAUGAUUUGCUUGAUCCUAACGAGUUUGAUGAAGCAUGGUGUCAUGUGAUGGAAGAAUACGGUCUAACCGGUCCUGGGUGGAUGAAGGAUGCAUACGAACUGAGGUGUCAGUGGGCUCCCGCGUACAAUAGAGGAAAGUUUUGGGCUGGUAUGUCUUCUACACAAAGAAGUGAAGGUAUGAACCGAUUCUUUAAAACUCAUGUUAACUUAGAAUGCGGUUUGGUUUUGUUCAUUAAAAAUUAUGAGUGGUGCAUGAGGAUUAAAGCUGAGGAAGAGAAGCAGGAUAAUUAUGAUAGCAUUGAUAAGAUUCCCCGGCUUGAGCCGGAUAAGAGUGUGUUAGUUGAAUAUGUGUUGGUUAAGUCGUACACUAAUGAGAAGUUUGCGGAGGUGGUGGCCGAGCGUAAGGGUUUGACGCACACUAAUGUCACUAAAAUCGAUGCUCUUGGGACCUUGUCAUUCUAUAGAGCAGAUGAGAAAUUGACAUCCCCAUUCUGGCGGAAAAGGUUCAAACACUACAACGUUAAAGUGGAUAAGGUUAAGGGUGAAUUACAUUGCUCGUGUAACUUGUUUGAAUUCACGGGCAUACUAUGUAGGCACAUAUUGAAGGCAAUGGACGUUGAAGAUUUUCAAUUUCUUCCUGAAAAAUAUAUUUUACCACGUUGGAUGAAACAAGUGAGGUCGUAUGAAAGUCUUCAGGUUUCUUACUUUGACCCAUUAGAGUCAUCUCGUUUAGCGAAAGCCAAAGAGUUGUCACAAAGGCAUAAUUAUCUGUAUGAGAUGGCCAUGCGUAGUGAGGUAGCUUUGAAAUUGUACAAAGAGGCUAUGGAUGUGGUUCGUCUUAAAAUGGAGGAUGCAAUCGGAAUCAGGAAAACGGGUGACACGGGUGACGAUUCAAUACUUUGGUGGGAUCCCGAUGCUCGUAAUGUUUUUGGUCGUCGUAGGCUACGACCAAGAGAAUACAACGAAAGGGCUCAACAAAGGAUACACGUUGAGGAGGUUGUUGACGAUGACGUCCUAAAAACCCCCGUUGAUAAGAGGCAUACUGGAAGGGCAAAGACUAAAAGAAAUUCUACGUUUGAUAAGAGUGCUGCUGGCCCGUCGAAGAAGAACCAAACAACAACACAAGAGGAAUUAGUCGCAAAAGAGGCACUAAUUUAUUCCGCAUUUGGUAACAUUCCUAGUUAUCGUGCUAGGCGUGAGCACGCAACUAACGUUGCCGGACCGUGUCUGGAUACGGGCUUGAACAACAGAGUUUUGUUCGAAGAUAUUCCUCAAGGCUCCCAAAUUAACUUUUCUCAAGAUAAUUCACAACCAUUAAGUAAUGUUGGGAGUUACCCAUGGUGCACGAGACUAAUGUAG